AUGGCGGAGAAGUUCAACAAAUAUAACGUGCAUGGCAAGAGUCUACACAUCCACGUCGUUCCAAACGAUCAAGUCCACCCCGAACUCUUCCGGAAUUGCGAGCGCGACUUUGUCAAGGUCAACACUCCCCAAAGGAUCCGGCAGAGAGAAAGCCGGUCGAAGACUCUGAUCCAGAAGAUCAAGGCUCUCAAGCGGCAGCUGCAGAAAGCGGCGCUUGCACAACGGCAGUUACUUCGCCGCAUUUCCAAGAAAAGUGCGGACAACAUUCUGUUCAAGUCACAGAAGGAGGAGGGUGAGGCGUUUAUCUCGGACAUUAAGCAGCAAAUCCUCGACCUUAGCAGGCGGCGUUCCAAACUUCGGGUUCCUCCUCCUCCCUCUCCGUCGCACGACCUCACCCCCCCGCAGGUCAAACAUGGCCUCGAGGACGGGCUCGUCACCCUCGGCCGCAUGUUUCGCAUCUACGGCAGGGAGAUCAGAUCGACUUGA
Messenger RNA from Guillardia theta CCMP2712, 486 nucleotides. RefSeq lists its product as hypothetical. The coding region runs from base 1 to 486 and encodes 161 amino acids. The record is from RefSeq and is a predicted model, not a curated record. NCBI's taxonomy places the organism in Eukaryota, Cryptophyceae, Pyrenomonadales, Geminigeraceae. The transcript has 6 exons.